Messenger RNA from Eriocheir sinensis (Chinese mitten crab), 6225 nucleotides. RefSeq lists its product as uncharacterized. NCBI's taxonomy places the organism in Eukaryota, Metazoa, Arthropoda, Malacostraca, Decapoda, Varunidae. The record is from RefSeq and is a predicted model, not a curated record. Gene Ontology annotation, biological process: nervous system development. Gene Ontology annotation, molecular function: signaling receptor activity. The transcript is spliced from 17 exons. Gene Ontology annotation, cellular component: external side of plasma membrane; signaling receptor complex. Bases 59 to 2941 code for a protein of 960 amino acids.
CCCUCAUGUGUUUUCGCCUUCAGGAGGGCUGGUGGUGCCGCCGGAGGAGCAGGAGUCGAUGAACUGCCUCAUGGCGAAGGAACUCUGCGACAAGGACGCCAACUGCUCCGCGCUGCUCAAGGUCAUCCCAGUCCUCUGCGGCCCCGAGCUAGUGGCGUGCUCGACGGUGACGGUGACGCGGUGUGAGGCGGCACUCCGGACCCUCGCCCUGUUCCCCUGGUUCUCGCCUAACUGUAUGUGUCGCCAGGAGCCUAGACUCGCCCCGCAGUGCAACGACUUCAGGGACCUCCUCUUCGACCACCCCUGCCUCUUCUUCUCCAGGAAAGACGAGGACGCGGUUCCACUCCCUCACAUCCCGGCGUGUGGACGCGCCGCCGAGAUCUGCCGCGAAUACCCGGGGUGCAGCUCCCGCCUCGACCGCUUCAGGGAGGCGUGCAAGUCCCGCGAGGGCCACUGCCGGAAGAAGUCGCGGUGCGUGGAGGCGUGGCGGGAUAUGCGGGACACGCCCCUCGUCGGUUGCAUCUGUCCUGACGGCGGAGACAGGAAGUGCUCGCGCGUCUACUCCAUGUUCAACCACUCCCCUUGCCUGGUCCAUUCACCACCAGGGGGAGCAUACCCAGCAAGAGUCGCCGCCAUGUCCAGGGUCUCCCAGAGGUUGGACACGACCCUCUCCCGCCAAGUCCCCAUCCCCACCUCGGCCCCCUCGCUCUUGGUGGUCUCAGCCUCACACAAGGACCCGCUCUACCCGCUCUCCACCAUCUACCACUACCUCCAGCAUUUGCCGCAGGGAGGCGGGGACGACGGCAAGACCUCGGUGGGCCACGCGGACCAGCUCAAGGACACCUGCGACGUGGCCCUGCACCUGUGUCUGGCCGACGAGGUGUGCACAAGCCACAUGAAGGCGAUGCACAGUCACUGCGACGCGUACUGCCACCCCGAGGCUUGCCGCAACGCCAUCCACGACCUCUACAAGUCCCUCAAGGAGACCAAACGUGACCUGGCCCUGCAAAUUGCCUUCUGUGUGUGCAGAGUAAGGGAAGACCGAGAUGACAGCCCAUGCCACCUCGCCCAGAAACGGCUGCAUCCGUCCUGUGCCCUCAGCGUGGAGUCCCUGCCCGUCUCCCAGUGCCACCACCUCGGCCAGGACUGUCGCACGGAUAGGGUCUGCAGGUACAGUCUAGAACAAUACGAGGUAGGCUGCGCAUCUGACCUGCUAACGGGCGUGUGUGCAGGCAGCGUGGAGUCUUGCAGGAUGGGCGUGGUGGGCUUGCUGGGGACGCGGCUACACACGGCAUGCGACUGUAAGCAGGAGGGCGUGAGGGAGGUAAACCAGUGCCUGUCGUGGAAGAGACUGCUGUGGGGGAACCCAUGCGUUGUGGAGUCUCAGCUAACAUUCCACAUAGAGAAGAGGAAGGAGAAGGAGAAGGAGGAGGCGAAGAGAAGGAAGCAACUGGAGAAGGAAGCGGAGGCGGAGGCGGAGGCGGAAGAGGCGGAAGAGGAGGAGGAGGAAGUGGAGGAGGGAGAGGAAGGAGGGAGAAGGAGAGAAGAAAACAACAAACAUAUUCUCUUCGGCGGCAACAAGUUUAGCAGGAAGGGAAUGCGAGGAAGAGGAGGAGGAGGAGGAGGGAAGAUUCAGAUAGGUGAGGGUCGGCGGCCGGUUGGGGGCGUUGUGCACCCCUCACCCGGGGGGGGCACCGAGGGGGGGCAGCUCGACCCUAAGCUAGGGGGAGCGGUCGUGACCCUGGGGGAGGAAACCGAGCAGUGGGUCCUUCCCUUCACGCCUCCCCCGCCCCACCUCCCUCCCCCAGCCCCCCCUCUCCUCCCCACCAUCCCCCCAAGCACCACCACCACCUCCACCACCACCACGCCGCCACCACCACCACCACCACCAACACCGCCACCUACUACUACCACCACAACCACCACCACCACGACUACCACCCCCCCGCCAACGACUUCUACGACCACUACCACUACGACCACGACGACCACCACCACCACGACCACCACCACCACCACCACGCCCACCACCACCCUGCCCGAACGCUACUGCAAGAUCGUCAAGGAGUGGGAGUCGAGGCCACGUAUUCUGGAGCCUGACGAGAGCAUACGGCUCUACGUGAAGGGCGACAAGGACUGCACGGAGAUCUGCUUUUGCGAGAACCACGACCAGUUGAAAUGCAAGGUGCUAGGAUGCGUGGAGAACAAGCCGUGUGAGACAGACUUCGCCGUGUACAAUCACAACGCGCCGGCCUACCAGUACAACCGUGGCCAGUGCAUCUGUUACUCCGGGGAAUUCAUCUGCAUGAGACCCAGAACCAAGGAGUACCACCAGCAGCUUCCCAUGGGCCUGUUCCUGAUGGUCGGGUUCAGCCGGCGGGAGGAAUCGCUGCUGAGCCAGGAGACGAAGGGCGGAGUGAUGGAUGCCCUUGGGCAACUUAAGCUUAUGUUCAGCACUCUGUCCUCGGAGAUGGGGGAGGAGUGCCGCCUCGAGCUCUUCCAACAGACCCACGACAACUUGGUGCUGCAGGUCCGCCACGUACAGCUGUCCUCAGGCAUCGGGGGCCAGAACUACACCCGGUACAUGCUGCAGGAAGAGGUGAACCGCUGCGAGCAUCCCGUCAACGAACUGGUGGAGAUGAUCAACAAGAGGGACUCCAAAAUCCACCACCACGUUCGCCUCUCCCUCUUCGUCAUGGCGGAGCUCAUCGACACUUUACCCAACCCGCAGCAGUUCAACGCCGCCCCUUCCACGCUUCUAGGACCUACGGGCGGCUGGGGGCGGGCGUGGGCGGCGGGCGUGGCUUCGGUGCUGGCUGGGCGACUUCUAAGCGACCCCGGCGUUGGUUUAGCCUUGAGAAUAGUCGAGGGUUUGGCCGACUUCGCGUGGUACAGGAGACCAAGGGCUGCGCGACAUGGUGCCUCCUGCAUAGCCUCGUGAUCCUGGCAUUUGGAGUACCUCAGGAUAGGUUUUUGAGGGUUUUUGAUAGCGAUACCGUCUCCUCCUCCUCUCCUCCUCCUCCUCCUCUGCCGAAGAAUUAGUAGCGGAGGGGAGUGGAGUGAAGUUACGUGCGUGUGCGUGGAGUGAGUGGUGUGUGGAGAGGAUGCGGGGAGUGAGUGGAGAGGUUUGUUGUGUUGUGGAGUGACUUCUUGUAUGAUGGCGUGCUUUGGCGAGGGACGAAGAGAGGAAGGAAGGAAGGAAGGGAGUGGAAGAUGAAUUAAAGAAGGAAAAGAAAGAGCGAAGGAAGGAUUACGAGAGGAAGAAAUGAAGUAAAAAGAUGAACUUAGGAAGGAAAGGAAAGAAUAAAGGUUGGAGAGAGGAAGAAAGGAAUAGAUGAGCUAAAUAAAGAUAGUGUUAAGUACGGAAGGAAGAAGAAAGGUAGUGAAAGAUAAAGAAAAGGACGAAAAGAGUGAAUGAAUGUCGGAGGAAGGCAGAAAGAGAGUAAAAGAUGAAUUACAGAAGGAAAGGGAGUGAAAGAAGAAAUCAAAAAGGAAACGAAAGAGUGAAUGAAGGAUUGAGGGAGGAAGAGAAGUAAACUAUGAACAAAUGGAGGAAAAUAAUGAGUGAAUGAAUAUAAUAUAAUAUAAUAUAAUCUCAAGAAAAGAAAGAGGGAGGAAAGUAAGGGAAGGGAAACAGGAAUAGACUGACGGUGUGUAUGCAUGGGGGUUAAUGUGCAUGUGUGUGUGUGUGUGUUUAUGGUCAUUACCUAAGCAUUUGACACCCCAGCAGGCCUCCACACCUAUGCCCAGCACGCACCAAGCACAGGCUCCUCACGCACUGACGGAGGAAGCUGGAGGCAUAAGUGGAGGCCAAGAGACUGGGGGUUACAUAGGGCCGCUUGGUGUCGCCCGCGCAAGUCCGCACCGAUGUAAACAAAAAACCGUACGUCUUCGGAGACUGUACUCGGAGGUCACCCGCGAUAAAGAAGCACAAUAAUGGCAAAACUAUAACCGGUAUUCUAGGGGAGGAGGCGGUGGCUGAGUGGUUAGCGUGCCGGCGCCGCGUCCAGGAGCACCCGGGUUCGCGUCCCGAUGCCGCCACAAGCUGGGAUUUUUCAUUCACCGCCGAGUGGCCCAAGACUACCCACAUGCUGUCCAUAAGACCACCUAUCAACCCGGACUCCGAUUCCCGCUCUAAACUUCUAAAGAGAGGAUCAGUAAUGAGCUCCGGGGGCAGCAUGAGUCAAGCAAGAUGGUGCCGCUAUAAACACUUGUCUGCGCCACAACGGGCUGGGGCACACCAUCAGGCCCUUCCAAGAAAGCCAACCAGCGCCAUAGGCAGAAACUUAAUCUUCUCUUACAUCAAUCAUUUCUAGAGGCUGAAGAAAAGAAAGGUUAAACGCGUCCCCAUGAGCGUUUCUUUACGUUGUCAAACUACCACCACCAGGGUCAUAAAGCUACCUGUGGAAAGGCCCCCGACAACCCCUAUGAAAGCCUUGUUAUAGAAUGCUUGGGCGACUAAAGGCUUAAGAAUAUGACUACUAUAACCUAACCUCACCUAUGUGUCAAAACGAAGCUCAGUAAGUGUAGAGGCUCAGGUGAACGAACGUAAUACUGGCGGCGGUCGGUUGGUACGUUCGUUAAUCAAUACGUUCGUUAAUUCGCGUCAUUAAUGUGUCGGUGUCGUGUUCAUGUCAAGGUGUGUGUGUAAGCGAGGUACUGCACGUGUCUGUCUGCCUGUCUGUCUGUCUCUUCCAAGCUGUGUGUGGCGGGAGAUAGAGAAAGAGGGAGAGAAAGUAAGGGACAGAGAGAGGAAGGGAGUAAGCAUAUGUGUUUCUUUCUUUUUAGGGCUGUAAUCUGUGUCUAGAAUUGAAGAAAUAAACAGAGAGAGAAAGAGAGCAAGUACAUAUGUUUCUUUCUCUUCUGGACUGUAGCUUGUAACGAGAGAUAAAGAGACAGAGACAGAGAGAGAUAGAGAUCAAACAUAUCAGUUAUUCUCUCUUCUGAACAAUAUAUGUCGACCAAGAAAGAGAGACAGAGAGAGAAAGAGAGCAAGUACAUCUGUUUCUUCCUCUUCUGGACUGUAGCUUGUAACGAGAGAUAAAGAGACAGAGAGAUAGAGAUCAAACAUAUCAGUUAUUCUCUCUUCUGAACAAUAUAUGUCGACCAAGAAAGAGAGACAGAGAGAGAGAAAUAGAGAAAACAUAUCACGGUUUCGUCACUCGGUCGUCUCGUAAUUGAAGUCUAGGCUAACGAAGUGUGCCUAUCAGCCGCGCCACUCACGGACACACACACGAGAAGGCCACCGUACGUUUUUUGCGCCGGACUUCCUUGCGCCGUACGUACUAUAAAAAAAAUUGCACCGUGUGAGUGAGAGGAAGUGUGUGUGUGUGUGUGUGUACGCUAAAGAAGAAAGAGCAUAUCAACCGCACCACUCACGGACACACACACGAGAAAGCCGCCGUACGCUCCUGUGUCGUACGUACUAGCACUGUAUAAGUGAGAGAGGGAGUGUGUGUGUGUGUGUGUGUGUGUGUGUACGCCGUGUUCGCGCCGUCAGUGUUGUCGCCGAAGCCAGUAGCAAGAGGAAGGUUGUUUGCUCGUCGUGUGACCAUCUCAGACCUCGAAGUAGCAGCUGAGGCAUAACACGACGAGCUGGAGCGAGCGAGGGUUGACUGGAAAAAACUAAAACCUGAAAAAAAAUGAAGGAAAGAGAAAUAAAAGAAUGGAAACUAGGAACACUAAAGAAUCAAGAGAAAGAGCUAGGGGGUCACCAAAGCAUAACACGACGAGCUGGAGCGAGCGAGGGUUGACUGGAAAAAACUAAAACCUGAAAAAAAAAAUGGAGGAAAGAGAAAUAAAAGAAUGGAAACUAGGAACACUAAAGAAUCAAGAGAAAUAGCUAGGGGGUCACCAAAGCAUAACACGACGAGCUGGAGCGAGCGAGGGUUGACUGGAAAAAACUAAAACCUGAAAAAAAAUGAAGGAAAGAGAAAUAAAAGAAUGGAAACUAGGAACACUAAAGAAUCAAGAGAAAGAGCUAGGGGGGUCACCAAACCGAUUCAAACCGAUAAAGGUCCCACGAUAGAGGUUGUGUGAGUAUUUCCAUGGGUAGUUUUAUGAGCCUAGUGAUGAUAGUUUGACGAGGCUUCUGCACCAUGAACGUGAAAACUACUCAAGAGGACUCGAAUCAUUCUCUCUCUCGAUCUGUCUAUCUGUCUGUCUGUUUGUCUGUUUCUGCCUCUCUCUCUCUCUCUCUCUCUCUCUCUCUCUCUCUCUCUCUCU